ACGGAAGCGGUGACGGACAGCGGGCUCGGUAAACAGCGCGAGGCGGAGAGGAGCAGCUGCUGGGCCGGUGAAACAUCCUCCUCGGGUGGAUUUAUUAACGGUUUACAGAUGUUUCAACAUGGCGACGCGACGUUAGACUCAGAAACUGCUUGUGUUUUAUCUGUGAGUACCGCGGCCAGGCAGCGACGGUUGGCCGGUUCACUUAGUCAUGUCACCGACUGCAGUAUCCAUUCGCAGGGGGCCCGGUGGGGCUACAGGUAGCUGCUACCGCUGCUGCUGCUGCUGAUGAUGAUGAUGAUGAUGAAGGUGUUUCGCAGUCCGGCCCGCCAUGGCUACGCUGUGGAAGUGUCUCCGUUCAUCCCUAACAGAGUGGCCUGCGCUGCCUCCCAGCACUAUGGACUAGCUGGCUGUGGCACACUCCUGGUCCUGGAUGACACGGAGACAGGGGUUUCUGUAGUGAGAAGCUGGGAGUGGAGUGACGGUCUGUUCGACGUGGCAUGGAGUGAAACCAAUGAACAUGUCUUGGUUGCCGGGGGCGGAGACGGCAGCCUGCAGCUGUGGGACGUAGCCAAUCACAGUGCUCCGCUGAGGGUGGCCAAAGAACACACACAAGAGGUCUACGCUGUGGACUGGAAUCAGACCAGAGGAGAGAACCUCAUCGUCUCUGGAUCGUGGGAUCACACGGCUAAAGUGUGGGAUCCCACUCUCAGCCACUCGCUGAAUACACUCAGAGGUCACGAAGGGGUCAUCUACAGCACCAUUUGGUCUCCUCACAUCCCAGGAUGCUUUGCUUCAGCCUCAGGUGAUGGGACGCUCAGAGUGUGGGAUUUGAAGGCUGCCGUGUGUCGAUUGGCCAUCCCAGCGCACAAGGCUGAGAUCCUCAGCUGUGAUUGGUGCAAAUAUGAUCAGAACAUUGUGGCCACAGGCUCAGUGGACUGCAGUGUGUGUGUGUGGGACCUGAGGAACGUACGACAGCCUGUCAAUCAGCUUCAAGGCCAUACCUAUGCCAUCCGCAGAGUCAAGUUUUCUCCAUUCAGUAAGACGGUGUUGGCAUCCUGCUCGUACGACUUCACUGUCAGGUUCUGGGAUUACAGCAGGAACCCGUCUCUUCUGGACACUGUGGAACAUCACUCAGAGUUCGUCUGUGGAUUAGACUUCAACCUGCACGUCCCCAACCAGGUGGUGGACUGUUCCUGGGAUGAGACAGUGAAGAUCUACACACCGGCCUGCCUGACAGCUGCAGCUCACAGUACAGCACCCUAGAACACACAUUUGUCCCUCUAUACUUGUGAGGACCCUCAUUGACAUAAUGCAAUCCCUAUAGCCACUAAACCAAACCAAGUCUUAACCUUCAACCAGCCAUCUGAAGUUGUGAGGACCAGCCAAAACCCCCUUAGUCCUCACAUAGAUGGCAAUACAAGCCCAAACACACACACACACACACACACACACAUACAUGUUUAUCAACAGCAGGCUUUGGGAAAUGUACUUUCAUUUCAUUUCCACACUGAAAUAAUUCAACAAUGUUUUAUCGCAAACCCUGAGAAGCCAGACACAUGUUGGUAGAGAGGUGAUAAAGUGAGUGUGUGUGUUUCUGUGAAAACGGAAAAUACGUUUCUCUACUUUCUAAUAAAAUGCUUUUUUUUUUAUUCUGACGAAGAGAAUAAAAUGAAUUUACUGUAAGAGCUGGAAUUUAAUUUGAUCAGUAACAUUUAUGUAAAUCAAUAAUUUGUUAUUGUUAUUGUUGCUCAGUGGUGAUGCAGCUGUCACCUGAAAUUCUUGUGAUAUCAGCAAAUAUAGUCUCAGAUCAGUUUAAUUUAAUAGAUUCUAAUCAUCAUGUUUUGGGUCUGAUUUUCAAGUGAUGAUGACUUCACUGCGAAUAAAUGAUGUAAAUCAGGA
Seriola aureovittata is the source of this 1899-nucleotide messenger RNA. It is a transcript of the gene pex7, whose product is annotated as peroxisomal biogenesis factor 7. Lineage: Eukaryota; Metazoa; Chordata; Actinopteri; Carangiformes; Carangidae. The coding region runs from base 286 to 1263 and encodes 325 amino acids. Gene Ontology annotation, cellular component: cytosol; peroxisomal matrix. The record is from RefSeq and is a predicted model, not a curated record. Gene Ontology annotation, molecular function: protein binding. The transcript has 11 exons. Gene Ontology annotation, biological process: protein import into peroxisome matrix.